Messenger RNA from Neodiprion virginianus, 2436 nucleotides. RefSeq names its product mitotic checkpoint protein BUB3 (gene Bub3). NCBI's taxonomy places the organism in Eukaryota, Metazoa, Arthropoda, Insecta, Hymenoptera, Diprionidae. Gene Ontology annotation, cellular component: kinetochore; bub1-bub3 complex; mitotic checkpoint complex. The record is from RefSeq and is a predicted model, not a curated record. The coding region runs from base 1 to 981 and encodes 326 amino acids. The transcript is spliced from 5 exons. Gene Ontology annotation, biological process: mitotic spindle assembly checkpoint signaling. Gene Ontology annotation, molecular function: ubiquitin binding.
AUGGAGUCACGAACGGAAUUCAAACUUAAAACACCACCGACAGACGCUAUUUCGGCUGUUGAAUUCGGACCAAAUUCAACGCAAUUUCUUCUGGUUUCGUCGUGGGAUAGCACAGUCCGACUAUACGAUAUUCAGGCCAAUACUAUGCGGCUAAAAUACAAUCAUGAACUGCCAGUAUUGGACGUCGCUUUCCAGGAUGCGGUCCAUGCGUACAGUGGCGGCUUGGAUAAUACACUGAAGAUGUAUGACAUCAAUAGCAACACAGAGUCUGUUAUGGGAACGCACGAGAAACCAAUUCGAAAAAUCGAGUAUUGUGCAGCUUUGAAUGCAAUCUUGACCGGGGGUUGGGAUGCUGCAGUAAAAUUAUGGGAUCCAAGAAGCCCAACCUGUGUAGGCAGCUAUCAACAGCCUGAAACUGUACUUGCCCUGUCUGUGUGUGGGGAUAAGUUUGUUGUUGGUACAGCAAAAAGAAAAGUUUGCAUAUGGGAUCUUCGAAAUAUGGCGGGAAUGUUUCAGCGUCGCGAAAGCAGCUUAAAAUACCAAACGCGCUGCAUUAAGGGCUUCCCAAAUGAACAGGGUUACGUUCUUAGCAGCAUAGAAGGACGGGUCGCCGUUGAAUAUCUUGAUACAACUCCUGAGGCACAGAAAAAAAAAUAUGCCUUCAAAUGCCACAGGAUAAAAGAGAAUAAUGUUGAACACAUUUAUCCAGUCAAUGCAAUUAGUUUUCACUCCACAUACAACACGUUUGCAACUGGUGGAUCAGAUGGAUUCGUUAACAUCUGGGAUGGUUUCAACAAAAAACGCCUAUGUCAGUUCCAUAGAUACAAUGCAGGUGUUGCUGCCCUCAGUUUUAGUCACGAUGGUUGUGCAUUAGCUAUUGGUGUUUCAUACUUGAAUGAAGCGGAAAUUCCACCGGGUGGUGCGAACGAAGAAAGUAUAUACAUCAGAUAUGUAAAUGAUCAGGAAACUAAACCAAAAUAAAAAGAAACUUGCGCAUUGUGUGAAAUCAACUAGCUCAAUCGACAAAUGCCUUCAACACUGGAUAAAGGCAUGAUGUUUUAUGACUAACGUAAUUAUUCAACUGAUAAGAACUGAUUAAUGGUCGACGUUUUUACCAUCGCAUAUUCGUAAUCAGUGAUAAUUGUGUAUAAUCGGGCAGAAUAAACAACUUUUCCAAUUUUGUGAAUAAACGAUAAAGAGAUUUUUAAUCUCACUUAUACAUGACAUACAAAACAAUGCUAACUUGAGAAUAUUAAUAUUUCUUCAGUUAGAUCAACUGCAACAUCUGUCAACUUUUCGAACUGUGAAUAGUGAUUAAUCAAAUGAAUAAUUUUUAUCGAUAUGCAGUAUUAAUUAUUAGUAGUUUCCAAGUAAUGAACUUGAUGUGUAUUUUCAUUUUUCAAUCUUGUUUGACAGCAUUUUAGUUUGUCGUUUAAAUUGAAUUCAAAACACAGGUUCUUCUUCUAAACAGUUUAUUCACCAUGUUGUCGAUGACUAUUGACAAACAUUUCUAGCUUAUUUUAUGUGAUUAGAUCGACUCAGAUUUGUGCCUAGUAAUUUGUUUAAACGUAAUUUCUUCAAUAAUGAGCGGCUUUAAUGACAUUCUUUAAUUUAAUCUUGAAACAGCAUUUAGCUAUUGAUUUGUAACGGCGGACGAAAGCAGUUAUUACUUUAGUUUUGUAUGUAUUUUAAUUUUUUUCAAUUACACUAUAAAAUUAAGGUGAGUACCUACUGCUAUUCAACCAAUUAGGCCGUAAAGUGGUAUCGUAAAAAAAGUUUCAACUGAAAUGUAAAAGAAUAAUAAAAUAUGUAAUGAUUGUGCAGGCCUACAGAUCAAUACAUUACAUUAUAUAUAAUAUUGACUUCAUAACUAAGUACAUUAUUGUCAGAAUUAUAAAUUACAAUAAUUAUAGGUUUAGGUUGUCAUAUUACUAUUUUACGCAAAUUUACUACAUCGCCUGAUCAUUUAUUGCAUUAAAAAUGAUAUAGAUUAUCAGGCAACAAUCGCGAUCACAAAAAUACCAUUGCACCCUUCCGUAAUCACAAUACUUGCGAAUGAGACUCAAAGUUUGAUGUGAUAAUGCAUAAUAUUUUAUACUAAAUAUUAGAAUGUAAAAAAAUUGUAGUUUGUACAAUAAUAGUAUACGAAAAUCCACAUCGUCAAGAGACGGACAAAUUCAAUACACAACAACUUUAAAUAUAUAUAUAUAUAUAUUUUCAAUUCUGCACUUGAUAAACAUAUUUCACUAGCAACCAUUCGUUUUUUGAAAUUAAACAGCAAGGUCUCCCUCUAUUUCUAUGAAGCUGUGGAUAUAUUGUCUUGACGCAUGAGUUCACAGCUUCAUCAACAUAGAUGAGUAACAAUCACACCCGCUAAUAACGAUAGGAACUGAUAAAAAUGUUCCAUUGCUGUCAUCACGUUUUUUGAUACAUAAA